AUGUCUCCCUCCAGCAAAAUCCGUAACAUCGAGAAGAAGAUAAUGGCCCUCAAGGCGAGGCACAAAGAUUAUGAGGGCCGCUUUGAGGCGCUCAACGCAUCGACUGCCGGUCGUGAAAAGAGUGCAUCAAAUAGGGAGAAAGCUGUAGGCCUGAAGGAAAAGAUGAAAUCUGUCAAAUAUGAGAUUCUAGGGUGUGAGUAUGAGAUUAAGACAGUCAGGGAGGGGGUGGGGGUGGAGUUUUGGGUUGGCUGCGUGGCUGUGAGACGGGGGGAGAGACGCCGGAGGAUCUGGCGGAUCGGCUGGGGUAUCUCGGGUGUUGAGUUGAAGGUUAGGUGGUAG
Molecule: messenger RNA, 339 nt
Organism: Morchella importuna
Lineage: Eukaryota; Fungi; Ascomycota; Pezizomycetes; Pezizales; Morchellaceae
Exons: 1
Coding region: 1-339 (112 amino acids)
Source: RefSeq, a predicted model, not a curated record